Messenger RNA from Nasonia vitripennis (jewel wasp), 1289 nucleotides. It is a transcript of the gene Ppt2, whose product is annotated as palmitoyl-protein thioesterase 2. Gene Ontology annotation, cellular component: lysosome. NCBI's taxonomy places the organism in Eukaryota, Metazoa, Arthropoda, Insecta, Hymenoptera, Pteromalidae. Gene Ontology annotation, molecular function: thiolester hydrolase activity; palmitoyl hydrolase activity. The transcript is spliced from 4 exons. The coding region runs from base 55 to 939 and encodes 294 amino acids. The record is from RefSeq and is marked validated.
GCAGUAGCGUGUAGACAGAUAGAGGCGUGCAGCCGUCGGGCUUUGUGCUCCGCAAUGUCAAGACAACACGUCAAUUUUUCCUUCCUUUUUCUCGCGCUCUUUGCGAUCGCGAUACUGCCAAACAAUGUUGUGGAGUCCUAUCGAGCCGUUGCCGUCAUCCACGGGGUCCUCACCGGCAGCGACAGUAUGGAGCUCAUCACCAAGAGGAUACAGGAGAUGCACCCAGGAACGGAAGUUUAUAACACGGUGAGGUACGCAGGCUGGAGCAGUCUGGAGCCCAUGUGGAGGCAAGUCGAGGAGAUAGGCCAGGACAUAUUAGCCAUAGGUGCCGCCUUUCCCGAGGGCAUAAAUCUUCUCGGCUACAGUCAGGGAGGACUGCUCGCCAGGGCUAUACUGCAGAGGUUUCCAGAGCACAAUGUCAAGAAUUUCAUCUCGCUGAGUUCCCCACAAGCCGGUCAAUACGGAACAAAGUUUCUGCAUUUAAUAUUUCCUGAUCUGGUCUGCGAAACUGCCUACGAAUUGUUUUACUCGAAGGUCGGACAGCACACGAGCGUUGGAAACUAUUGGAAUGACCCGCAUCAUCAGGAACUGUACUACAAAUACAGCAGAUUUUUACCAUUCGUUAACAACGAGAAGAUCACAACAAAUACCACAACGUUCAAGGAAGGCUUGAAGAAGCUCAAUAAGAUGGUGCUCAUAGGAGGUCCCGACGACGGUGUGAUCACCCCCUGGCAGAGCAGUCAAUUUGGUUUCUACGACAAAAACGAAACGGUCGUUGAGCUACGCGACAGGGACGAGUACAAGAACGACUUGAUCGGCUUGAAAACCCUGGAUAAACAAAAGAAGCUUGUGAUGCACACAGUGUCGGGUAUCCCGCAUUUCAUGUGGCACAAAAACGUGUCAAUAGUAGAUCAAUUUAUUUUACCCCACUUAGAUUAAGCGCACGAGAAGAUUCUAGCUGCAACCUUCGCAUUGUGAUCUGAAGAACAGUGAUAUGCACAAAAAUGACAUUAAUCUCAUAAGGUGAUAUAUCUCUAUACAAGAAAAAGACUGUCGCGCCCGUUUUGGCGCGUAAUCGAACGACGUAUCGAUCGACAGAUUUGAUUUUAAGUAGCUAAUUUGCGUAUAAUAUAAUAUUUUUAUUGAAUUUGUCGACUGCGACCAUGAGUUGCGUACAUUUACAAAUUUAUUUUUUGAUCAAUGUAUUGUAAACAUUUGAGUUUUACUAUAAUUCAAUAUGCUAAAUGAUUAAUCAAAAUUUACUAAAAUAAAACUUGUGGAUCCCAAAA